GUCAGCUGAUACACCUAACCUCAACCUGCCACUCCAUGCCGAGUGUGGUGCCGAGCUCAGUGCCUGCGCUUCGUGCGCUCUAUGUUUGACUACUUUUGCCGCUUUCGACCGUUUCGCAACGCUCAUCACGCCGCACACAUGAAGCCCCAAUAAGUACGCCGUUGAUUACACCAAACAUUCAAUUGAUUUCAGUUCAGUGCCUAAAGAGUCUCCUGCAUUGUUCAAGAUGAAAGUGGUAGCGCUGGUGAGCGGCGGCAAGGAUAGCUGCUACAACAUGAUGCAGUGUGUUGCGGCAGGUCAUCAGAUCGUCGCGCUGGCAAACCUGCGGCCAGCCAACGGUGAAGAACUCAAUAGUCAUAUGUAUCAGAGUGUGGCACAUGAGGCAAUUGAACUGAUGGCUGAAGCAAUGGAUGUGCCACUUUUUCAGGCUGAAACUCAAGGAUUUGCCAAGCAAACUAGCAUGGAAUAUCAACCAACUGAAAAUGAUGAGAUUGAAGACUUGUACAACUUAUUACUGAAGGUUAAAGAGGAGGUUCAGGUGGAUGCUGUGGCAUCUGGUGCUGUGUUGAGUGAUUAUCAACGGAUCAGAAUAGAAAAUGUUUGUAUAAGAUUAGGAUUGGUGUCAUUAGCAUAUCUCUGGCAACGUAAACAAGCGGAGCUUUUAGAGGAAAUGAUCAAAUGCGAAGUAGACGCGAUUAUUGUCCGCGUGGCGGCCAUCGGCCUGGAACCACAGCGGCACUUGGGUCGCUCGAUAAGACUGAUCGAGCCGCACCUGCUCGCCAUGCACGAAAAGUAUGGUAUUAAUGUGUGCGGCGAGGGUGGCGAAUACGAAACACUGACAUUAGAUUGCCCUCUAUUUAGAUCUAGGAUAGUUAUAGAAGAAUCGGAAAUUGUAAUGGAUUCUGAUGAUCCAAUAGCACCCACAGGUUACAUGAAAUUGAAAAAAAUCAAACUGGAAUUGAAACUGCCACAGUUAGACCUCAACGCGCGUUUUGCCAAUCUGCCACUCAAAAUUCCCAACGAACACGUCCAAAUUUUAGACCAACCUGAUGAUUCACAAGUAACAAAUGAUUUGGGCGUAAAAGGAGAUUGUAAUCUAUCAGACGCAGUCGAAAAUGCCGACAUCACUCAAUCCGAACACGUUUCUGUAAGCGGCAGCGGAUGGCUGUACCUUGGCGGACUGACUGCCAUCGUAACGGACAACAAUCCUGCCGAGGCGUUCGAAAAAGCGAUGGCGAAAUUAAAGUGGCUGCUCUUGGAGAACAACCACCGACUGGAAGAUCUGUGCUCCAUCAGCAUGUAUGUGGCAGAUAUGUCGCAGUACGCUGAGCUGAAUCGCAUCUACUGCGAGACGCUGAACCACUUCAAUCCGCCAACCCGUGCCUGCGUUCAAGUGCCACUGCCUGCUAAUUGCCCAGUCGUGAUCGAAGCGAUCUCGUUCAGCGGGCGCUCGAUGCUCGCUGGUGACGCCAAUGCGGAGAGGAGCACGAUGCAUGUGCAGAGCUUGUCUCACUGGUGCCCGGCCAACAUCGGACCCUACAGCCAGGCGUGCCGCAUCGGCGAGUUAAUUAACUUAGCCGGGCAGAUUAGUUUAGUGCCGGGCAGUAUGGUCAUGAUUAACGGGGGAAUUAAGUCGCAAUGUCAGCUGGCGUUGCGGCACGUUGAGAGGCUACUCAAGGCUAUUGGGAAGAGCGAUUUGCGAGAUGUUGUUCAGGGAAUUUGUUAUCUUUCCGAUCAAAAAUACGUCGAGCAUGCCAGGAGCCUUUGGGAGGAGGAAACUAACAACGCCAUUGUGGAUUAUGUCGUCGUUUCCGGUCUGCCACGCAAUGCCCUUGUUGAAUGGCACGUUUGGGCACACAAACACAACAAUCAAUUUGAAUACGAGGAAACUGGACAGUGCGUACAAGACUGGUCGAUUUCAAUCUUUCGUCGAUGGAACUACGAGAAUAAUAUUGCAACGAUCCUUUGCCAUGUAUCGAACACGGAUGCCAACACCGUCCUAUCGGCGGCCAUUUUUCGCGAGACGAUUGAAUAUGUCUUGCAGAAACUCAACCACGGACACGAGUACGAUCCUAAGACAAUCUGUAGCGUAAAGGUGUUCUACCCCGUGAACAAGAACAUUUGUGCCUACAGUUUCGUCAGCAUUCUUGAAGAAUUUCGACGAACUGUUCCGGUGGUGCACACGAUUGUACCGGUCGUGGCGUUGCAUCAUAAAAACACUUUCCUGUCGAUAUGCGGUGUUCGAACGCAAUAAGUUGUUAAAAGAUUUGAAUCGUUGUUGGCUAUUGAUAAUUUGCGCCGGGAAGUUUGUUACUACAUAUAUGAGGGAGCACCACUUUUAUACAACAAAUCUGAAUGUUUAAGAUUGUUACAUAUUUCUUAUUGUUAUACUGAUAAGGUAUUUUUGACUACAUUUAUAUCUAGUGUCUUCUGAAAUAAGAACGCUACUCUAUACACUGCUUGACACUAUCAAACAAUUCAGAUUUGUAUUUACAAGUUUAAAAAAACAGCUGAGUUGAAAUAUUCUUGGAAAGUAAAUAAAGUGCUUUAAUGUAA
Molecule: messenger RNA, 2556 nt
Organism: Dalotia coriaria
Lineage: Eukaryota; Metazoa; Arthropoda; Insecta; Coleoptera; Staphylinidae
Exons: 9
Coding region: 227-2254 (675 amino acids)
Biological process (GO): protein histidyl modification to diphthamide
Molecular function (GO): diphthine-ammonia ligase activity
Source: RefSeq, a predicted model, not a curated record